Messenger RNA from Mugil cephalus (flathead mullet), 2806 nucleotides. It is a transcript of the gene cactin, whose product is annotated as cactin. Gene Ontology annotation, cellular component: spliceosomal complex; cytoplasm. The transcript is spliced from 10 exons. The record is from RefSeq and is a predicted model, not a curated record. Gene Ontology annotation, molecular function: protein binding. NCBI's taxonomy places the organism in Eukaryota, Metazoa, Chordata, Actinopteri, Mugiliformes, Mugilidae. Gene Ontology annotation, biological process: negative regulation of innate immune response; mRNA cis splicing, via spliceosome. Bases 35 to 2623 code for a protein of 862 amino acids.
ACCACUGGGACCCCGCGCUGACAGAAAGUUCGUGAUGGGUUCGAAAUCACGACGUCGGUCUCGCUCCAAGUCCAGAAGUCGGAGCCGAGAUCGACGGAACAAGUCCAGAGUGAACAGGUCUCGAUCUCCAGAGGAAAGGAGAGGCCGCAGUCGGUCUGCGGACACGAAGAGGACCGCCCGUAGCCGGGGAAGAUCAGGCAGCUGCAGGUCGAGUGAUGGCUCCCCUGUCCGACAUCGGCCUCAACAUGGGCACCGAUCUUCAGGUUCCAGCAGCGGCUCGGAGAGCGACAGAAGACCCGGGAGAGCGGCACACCGGGAGAGGAACAAGUCGAGUCCUGAUUCAGAUAAUACCAAAAUGAGAAGGAGGAGAAAAGAAAUGGGUACUCGUAAAGGCUCAUCUCGAGAGAGGACAAGGGGAAGGUCCCAGUCCAGCUCUGACUCCCGCGGUGGAAGCAGCGACAGAGAGAGAAGGACGAGAAGAAGUCCUGACGGAGGGAGUCCAGUCAGAGACAAACAGAGCAGGGACAGAGAGAGGAGGAAGAGCAGCAGCAGAGACCGGGAAAGAAAAGACGAUCGGGACAAAAGCCGAGAGCGAAAGAAGAGGAGUGAAGAAAAGGAGCGUGGGAGGAGUGAGAGGAGUGAGAGGAGCAGAGAGAGGGCUGACAGAGGUCGAGGGAGGCCGCGCUCCAGUUCACCGGAGUCAUCAGACAGCUCGGGCUCUGAACACGGGCGCAGCGCACUCAAAGACAAGGAGGAGAGGAAGAAACAGAAGGAGAUGUUGAAAGCUCUGGAGACUCCCGAAGAGAAGAGAGCCAGGAGAUUGGCAAAGAAGGAAGCGAAGGAGAAGAAAAGGAGAGAAAAGAUGGGUUGGAGUGAGGAAUACAUGGGAUACACCAAUGCAGACAACCCCUUUGGUGACAACAACUUAUUGGGCACAUUCAAAUGGCAGAAGGCGCUGGACAGGAAAGGUAUCGGACAUCUCGGAGAAAAGGAGCUUAAAGAAAGGAACAAACGUAUCCAGGAGGAGAACCGCAGAGAGCUUCAGAAGGUGAAACAGCUGCGCCUGGAGCGGGAGCGAGAGAAGGCCAUGAGAGAGAUGGAGCUGGAAAUGCUGCAGAGGGAGAAAGAGGCAGAGCAUUUCAAGACCUGGGCUGAACAGGAAGACAACUUCCAUCUGCACCAGGCCAAACUGAGAUCUAAGAUUAGAAUUCGCGACGGUCGUGCCAAACCCAUCGACCUUCUGGCGAAGUACAUCAGUGCAGAAGAUGACGAUCUUGCUGUGGAGAUGCAUGAACCCUACACGUUCCUCAACGGGCUGACCGUCACCGACAUGGACGACCUGCUGGAGGACAUAAAGGUGUACAUGGAGUUAGAGCAAGGGAAGAACGUGGACUUCUGGAGAGACAUGACGACCAUAACCGAGGACGAGAUCAGCAAACUGAGGAAACUGGAGGCCUCCGGAAAAGGACCAGGCGAUCGUCGUGAUGGCAUCAACACCGCUGUGAGUACGGACGUUCAGACAGUGUUUAAAGGAAAGACGUACAGCCAGCUGCAAGCGCUGCACCUGAACAUUGAGACAAAGAUCCGCGCGGGAGGAUCCAAUCUCGAUAUCGGCUACUGGGAGAGUCUGUUACAGCAAGUCAGAGUCUACAUGGCCAGAGCCAGGUUGAGAGAGCGUCACCAGGAUGUGCUGCGUCAGAAGCUGUUCAAGCUGAAACAGGAACAAGGAGUGGAGAGUGAACCAUUGUUCCCCAUUAUCAAAGAGGAGCCAAGAGAUGAGGAAGACGAGGGGAGAACAGGAGAACCAGGCCCGUCCUCGUCCUCCACAAGGAACAGAAACCGAGAAGCGGAGGACGACGACCGAGCCGGCCCGUCCACAUCCGCGGCGGGAAGGCAAGAGGACGACGACGGGGAGAAGGGCGACGGGAAGGACGAAGAGGAGAAGGGCGAGGCGGUGGAGGCCGUGCUCACCGAGGAGGACCUCAUCCAGCAGAGCCAAGCCGAGUACGACUCGGGCCGCUACAGCCCCUCGCUGCUCACGCAGUCCGAGCUGCCGCUGGACACGCACACCAUCACCCCAGAAGAAGACAUACACAGACUGCAGCUGGCACGCAGGCAGCUACAAGUCACUGGUGACGCCAGCGAAAGCGCGGAGGACGCCUUCGUACGCCGCGCCAGAGAAGGCAUGGGCAACGACGAGGCUCAGUUCAGCGUGGAGAUCCCCGUCACCGGGAAGAUGUACCUGUGGGCCGACAAGUACCGCCCCAGGAAGCCGCGCUUCUUCAACAGGGUCCACACGGGCUUCGAGUGGAACAAGUACAACCAGACGCAUUACGACUUCGACAACCCUCCGCCCAAGAUCGUCCAGGGCUACAAGUUCAACAUCUUCUACCCGGACCUGAUCGACAAGCGCUCCACCCCUCAGUACUUCCUCGAGCCCAGUCCAGACAACAAGGACUUCGGGAUUUUGAGGUUCCACGCGGGCCCGCCGUACGAGGACAUUGCGUUUAAGAUCGUCAACAGGGAGUGGGAGUACUCGCACCGGCACGGCUUCCGCUGUCAGUUCGCCAACGGGAUCUUCCAGCUGUGGUUCCACUUCAAGAGGUACCGCUACAGGAGAUAAAGGCGCCGUGCAAGCAAGGACCGAGGACCAAGACCCACCCGAGUGGUUUUUUAUUAAGGCUUUACAGUCAGUGUGUUUUGUUGUAUUGUUUUGGAUUCAAAUAAGACAAAUCGCUCUGUUCUAUGUCAAUUGUAAUGCAGUUGAAAAAUUACACAUUAAACAUUUUCUUCCCCUUUUUCCAAA